This is a messenger RNA of Varroa destructor (honeybee mite), 11144 nucleotides long. RefSeq names its product synaptogyrin (gene Syngr). Lineage: Eukaryota; Metazoa; Arthropoda; Arachnida; Mesostigmata; Varroidae. Gene Ontology annotation, cellular component: neuromuscular junction; synaptic vesicle membrane. The record is from RefSeq and is a predicted model, not a curated record.
GGCAUAGCCUUUAUGGAGUAUGAUGUAUUAUUAUAGCAGAGAGCAUCGAUAACUCUCUAGACCAUGUAUGCACACAGGUGUCCGUAUGAAGAAAUAUUAUCCACAAAAUACGUGACUAACCUUAGCUUUCCCUUGCGAAGAAAAAAGGCGCUGUAAGAGUGAUGUUAGGCGCGCACAUUUGAGACUUAGCGACAUUAUGGUCUAAACGAACACAUUUGACUCGAGGCCCAGCCCUCCUUCGCGCAGACCUGAACUAUGUCUAUGGAAAGGCGGGGAGGGGGAGCGUAGUAUCAGCGGUAAUCAGCGGUAGGUGUAGAGCGACGGUUGUGUUCGUCCUACCCGUGCGUGUAUGUAUGUAUAGAUGAAUGUGUAUGUUAGAGAGAGAGAUAGAUAGAAUGCAUACUCGUCCGUUAGUCCGUACCGUGUUGUCUUGUACGUGUUGGGUUCUCCAGUGAAGCGCAGUACUCGGAGGGCCGCAGGUCGUUUGGGGGCCAGUGGCUCACGUCACACACAGGCCAAGCAAGCAGGCAAGCAAACCAACAACGGUGCUUCUGUCCAGCUGAGUGCAGCAGCAGCAUCAACGGGUCUUCUCGUCGGCCUAGCUGCAUAAAGCGCUGUUUUUUUUUCUUCUCUAAACUGCUUAUGUUGUAAUGGUGCCUGGGCUUUUGGCCAUUGUAGCUACCUCACAGAACGGCGCACUGUUUCGUCUUUUUUCUUGAUCAUUUCUCGACCAAGGACCCAGUAAAGCUGCUGGAUUCGCAAUUCAAUCAAAAUAGCCAAAGCCACCUUUAAAUAAGGACACGAUAGUUCUCUUCAGUUGCUGCUAACGCUAUUGCUCCGCUUGGUAAAACGGCCACUAUUUCUUUAUACGGACGCAUAUAGAAACACGGUCAAUAGUUAACCCGUGACGGACGGCGGCACAACGUGAAAAACCGUGGCUUUUCAGUGUAGGUGGAAGUACGGAUGUAAAAGUGGAAGUCCACGAAAGGCUAAACCCUGGGUGAGGAGAUUGUAGGGGGUGCAGGUGAGCAUAGUGAGAAUAGCAGGACGUAUCGUCGUCGUGUGUACGGGACAGCGUAAAAUAUAGCCCACGGCACCACGAUGAACGGCGGAGCGUACGGCGCCGGUAAAGCGGCCUCCGGGCAAGGCUUUGAUGCUGUGGGUUUCCUAAUGCGACCACACGUUAUGCUGCGGUCGUUGUGCUGGCUAUUCUCGGUGGUAGUUUUUGCGUGUAUUUCAACGGAAGGCUGGACUUCAGAUGGCCGAUGUCAAUACGAUGGUGACGAUAGUGCGUGCACUUUGGGAAACGCCGUCGGAGUAGUGGGUUUCCUUGCCGCUUCGGCACUUCUUGUCUGUGAUGCCCUCUUUGAUUCGUUCUCGUCGAUUAAGAUCCGACGGAGGACCGUGAUUGCGGACAUGGCCUUCUGCGCGGCGUGGGCAGUUAUGAGCUUUGUAGCUUUCUGUCACCUUUCGAACUCAUGGCGUCGUGCUCGAAUGCCCUAUGACGGUUAUGGCCUUAACAACGUCCGAGCGGCCAUCGCCUUUUGUUUCUUCGCUAUUCCUGCCUGGGCCGGUUGCAGCUACCUCGCCUAUCUGCGAUACAAACAGGGCCUGGAUGCGAGUCAGUUCAUGUCAACUUACGAUGCAGCUGAGCAGCCUGCUCCCGAUGCGUUGACUUACGGACAGACCAUAGGACACGAAAGUGCGGUGCCUGGUUACGCACAGGCGCCUUUUUCGCAGACGGACAACAAUAUGGUUCAACAACCAGCUGCCACUAAUCCGUUUCAGGCUCCAUCCAACUAAAUGUGAUCGCUGAUAGUAGUAGCCCGAAUGAAUCGAACCCAAAAAGUUCAGCGUGCAACGAAUACAGGAAAAGCAAAGCUAGCCACCGACGUGUCUUGAACGAAUGUGUUGCCGCUUUAGAGAUUCGUUACGCAUUCAGCUAUAGUGCAGCUUUCCAGUACUUAAGAGCCGAGCUCUGCUGAGAACACACACAAACAUACAUGCACUCACAUUAACAACUCGAAAUAGACGCUCAGUUUGAGGGGACGCUCGCCAAAGUCGACGGAAGUAACAUGCAAGCUCUUCAUCACGGUCUAGUCGAAGCGGUCAUCAGCUGAGGCAAACCCGUGUAUCCCACCUGCCCCAACGACCUAAAUCGGCUCUCAUCCAAAUGGCAACGAAUCAAAGGACAACAAAUAUGGGAACAACGAGUACCCUGCAGACGUUGUCAGGAUGCAACUGGAUUCUUUGCCUUUAGGCCGUUUCGUUUUUUCUCUUUUCUGAUUGCCGAUUCUUAACUUCCGUCAGUACUAUGGGGUAACGCGCAAAUCGUAGAGCAUUGAGAAGCAGACUCGAAUGUUAAACUGAAUGGCUUAAAACUAGUACGUACAUAUAUAUAUAUAUAUAGUAUUUAUCACUAUAAUGAACACUAUGGUGUACAUGAUAUAAUUAGAGAAAUAAAACUUUAUAUCACACAACACAGGUAACAUGCAAUGAGAUAACGAUAUCUCAAUCACUACCUAAGUAGAUUUCUAUGUUUCAUUUUUGUGUUCAUUGUUUUUUUGUGUUUCAUUAAUAAUAACAAUUAUAUAUAUAUAUAUAUAUAUAUAUAAUUUGAUAUUGAUACUGUACCACACACCGUAUAUCAACUUGAUGCAAAAUGAUAAUCUGAUCUCCAUCAAUCUGACUCGAACGACGAAUAGUAAACUACUAAUGCCAUUAUGAUACACAGUUUAAUUAGCAUUACUUUUUUCACUAAUUACAUACACAUCAACGAGAUCGCUGUCAGGUGCAAUGAAUCAGCAAAGUGACCGUUUAGGCCAAGCAAUCCUCUCCUGAGCCUGAUUAUCAUUUGGUCAGCUAAACAUUUACUGAUUAAGUCGCAUGGAACUUUUUUGCAUUCACUUAUGAAGAAUGUUUAAUAUCGAUACUGAUCACCAUCCGUCUAUCUAAACACGACUGAUUUUAUACAUAUACGCACAUUGUUUAGGAACGUUAUAACGAGAAAAAUGAGAUUAUAUAGGUUAGAAAAUGAUUUUAGUGAAUCAAUACGUAAUUUGCGUUUACGUAAAUCGUAAUGAUAAUGGUUGGACUAUAACUUUAUCACUAACCAUUAUUGCAUAGAAAAUAAUGAAAGUAUAUCAACAAGAGAGACAAUAGUUUAUGAAUUCAUUUAUUAAUCUAUUUGCGUAGAGAAAAGCGAGGAACGACGAAGGCCAGGCCUUAGCUUGCGCGUGAUAGGAACACCUGUCGAAUAAGAAAGUGGUGUUAAUCUGUUUAUUCUACUAUGUACACUGUUAUUUUGGCGCCUAUUAUAAUUAAUAAUGACGAUGAUGAUAAAAAAAAAAGGUUCAAAAAUUUACCACGAAUAAUGAUCAUAUCGAUUAUGACAUUUAUGACAUGGGCGAAAAUGACCUCACGUCGCACCCAAUGUAAAUGUGUAGUGGACUAAUUUUUAAUAAUUCUAAAAGGAUCAUGAUGGAAUAUAACUGAAACAAUCGAGGAUUCAAAUGAACGCAGCGUCGGAUCGUAGCCCUACAAUAUAAGUACAGCAAACAAUAGGUAGAUAACGCUUAGAACGUUUGCGGUAGACGGUCACACUUCGUUCACUUUUUUGUUUGCCAAUGCCAUAGCUGCAUGGGAACGUGAGGUUCCACUGUGCGCCUACGAUGUGCGAAAAAGUACUCCAAAAAAAAAUCAUCAUCCGACCGUUUGCAACAAUCGUUUGUAUUAUGAGUUUCUGUAUGUGUGCGUGUACCAAUCAUAACGGAGCUGGAAGCUUUGAGAUAAUUAUCUCAUAUUUAGCAAACGGUCUCUGUUUACAGAUGCUGAAUUCAGGAGGUUCUUCCAUGAACUAAACACAAACUUUUUUUAUGUUAGAUGACAAUUUGCACGGGGGGCCAGUUGGUGUGAAAGUUAAAAUGAAAACUAUUACAGCGGGGGAGUUAUGUGAUAGCUGGCAAUACGUUGCUCCUCUAGAUCGCGUAAAAGUCCAAAUGAUUAUAUUACUUAGAUUCAAGAUAGUUGACGAUUGAAGCGUGUAGAUAUAUGAUGGACGUACGGCCGCGUACCAUAGGCACCAGUGAACUACACGAUAUCUAUUAUUAGUAUUACUAUUUUUAUUGUAAAUCAGCCGGUCUGAGAGGCACACAGCCAACCAUUCGUAUACAUUGACCUAGUUGUGAACCGUCUAUCGAGUUUAGUAUAGUCUCUACGCCUCACCGAUCUUAAUUUUCGUGAUAUAUUUUUUACAGCUUUAUUUACCGAAUGUGUUUAUCUGUAAAAGUUGUAUUGCAGUGCCUAUGCACCGAAAUACAUGUCCAGCAGAAGAUCGUACGCAGAUAUCAGUUUCAAGGAAUAUGGCAACUUGCACUUACGCUAAAAUUUUCUGCGGAAGAUAACCAUACGAUGCUGCCAGCAGUUUUGGUCUUCUGUCCUCUAAAUAAAACCAUUAUUAAUCCUGAUGACUGAUUGGUCGACAGAAGAACCCGAUUAUAGAGGGCUUCUCUAUAUCAUUUGUUGCCCUUAUCCAAGUAUAUCUCACGAAGCAUCAAAACAGCAGGGAAGCUCGAAAAGCCGAUUGGGAGGUUUCAUCCCUACAUUCCGCCGCAGUAAUGUAUGUUCACUUUAUAACUGAAGCCUGAUCAUCAUCAUCGGCAGCUGAUUACCGAUUCGUUGAUCUAACACAUAUCUGUGCUUGAAGUACAUCGUUCUGGUCUACUCGUUGUGGAUAAUAUCACUAGCAUUUGAAAUGCGUACCAUCUUCUGCCUCGUUAGGAUCCACCUGGAUAUUCCCCACCCUAUCACUAUCUGCUAAAAAAAAACAGCACGAUACUUUCGUGCUGCACAGUUUCCAAUUAGUUUUUUCGAACGAAGUGGGUAAAGUUGUUCCCAGCGGCAGAGUAUCUGCUAGCACCGCCGUGCCACACGCUCACACUGACCCACGUAGGCCCAAAUGUGUUUGUUUUGUGUAUGUGUGUCAGCGUUCUGGGCAAACCUGAUGAUUCAAUAAGUGUGUAUAUGUGCUUUGUACAUCUCUUUGGACAUAACUCUACGGGAAAAUGUCAACUGGAAAAACAACCCAUUUAGGUCUGCAUUUUUGAAUUCAGUGAAUCGAUGAUGACUCUUGAAGUUUUGCUGCGUCGCAAAUGUAGUGAAGACUGCGCAGAGUCGGUCACCUCGUACAAAUGGUGAUCCACUAGAUUUUGAUGGAUCAGAGUGCAAACCACAUGCUGGCAUGAAGUGUUUUUCCUCCUCUGAAAGAGGAGUACCCUUUCUAGGAGUGCGCUUACAGCAUCGCUGUUUGUUUAGGCUUAGUUUGUCUAUAAAUUGUUCGUAACAAAAUGGAGCCACACGAAACAGCUUUAGCUUUGGGCUGACUUCUUGUGGCUUUUAUGUUACCUUCAGUUUCGGUUUUAAGCUAAAUCCAUCAAUAGUUUAACUUUAUAAUUUCACUAUAACAAGUUUAAAGAACCGUUUAGAGCAAGCUUGCCAAGUGGCUUGCCACAUGGAAUUAUUCAUCGCUCGCCCUUCCCCUCUCCCUAUCUAUCGAUAAUGCGCCAAUAAAGCUGUGUACUAUUAACUGCCAUUAGACAGAAAACAAGCUUUCCUUUCGCUUCUUUGAGGCUCUUUCUUGAACGCCCGACGAUCGACCCAAAAUGAUCUUGCCAUUGUUUGUUGAUCGUAGUAUCCAGGAGAUCAAUAUAAGAUAAACCGAACACACCAUAUACAAAAACUAUGUAAUAUAAUUUAGAACAACAGUAAUAUUCAUACUGCUGAUAGGGUGACAUCAACAAAACACAGCGAGGGUAGAAGGUCGCUAGAAUCUUCCGCAAACAACAUUAUCUGCAUCGUAAUAACAAUGACAAUUGUUCUAGAUUGUAGCGGUACGGACGGGUGACCUAUGAAUGCGGAUACGAAAAUAAUGGAUGGUAUGUGUGAGAGUAAUGUUUCCGUAGAAUUUAAUAGUUGUCUUCGAAGAAAUUGGGAUCAUCUGAGAAAAAUCUCUCUGUUCGUCUGUCUCAUGAGAGGGCUGAACAAAUGAGUAGAUUACAUGCAGAAAGAUGUUGGCGAUUAAUCGGUCGACUGGCGCUGACAUGAGUUAUUUGUCGGUGUAUCCGCGGGAACAGGCCUUUCAUCGAUGUCCGCCACAAUUAACGGAUGUCCUCCAGCCUGAGUGGGUUUAGUCUGCAAUGGAUAGACGUUGCUUUCAUUGUAUCAGCUAUGAUACUUUCCGCUUGUUACUCUAAAGCUACGUGCAUUUUGAAAGGAAGCAUAAUAAAGAAGCGGCCUGAUUGAUUAGCUCGCUAGAUGACGAAGCUGUCCGCAAGUUACCCUCAUAAUCACCAGGUCAAUUCCCGGGUAAAUGUUUAACGAAUAUCAGCUAUACGAUAUGAUAUAGAAUGGUUUAACGAAUACUCGACCACCGAACAGCGAAAAUCUCUUUACAAUAUAGUAUUCAGCAAAGCCACUGGUAAUAGGGUGCGGUCGCGUCGAGAAGCGUGCGUGAGCCCGCCAUCUUAGCUGACGCCGUCCCGCUAGAUUUAACUGUUCUCCUUCUAAUUAUUCCCCGAAAACUAUACUACAUCGUAGAGCUGACUGACAUAGCUGUAACAAAUGGUUAGCGACCGCGCACUUCUUCACCCACAUCCGCCGCACAUCCAGUCGUGUAUACACACAUCUGUAUAUAAUAACCAAUCCGUUAAUUUAGCGAGCAGAAUUAAUCAAGAAUAACUGCUUGUUAUAUUGAAGAUUGAGCACAUAACAGGCAGACAACUUACGAGAGCGAACAAAUCCCCAUGGCAAAUAUCGUCUACCCACAAGCAUUGCAAAAUCAGUGCUCUGUCCUCCUCUUACAGCGCGUACCUACAUUCAAUAACGUAUAGCAGACGAUACUGGAUUGUUCUACCAGUCUAAGUGGCUGGCGCAAGCGAGGCAAUUUAUUAUACAGUAAAACCGCUAUCUACCAUCACAUCAUUGCAAUGUAGAUAUUUUACCGUCCUUAAUAAUGAAAACUAGUGCGACAAUAGCGACGACGAAUGGCGUAUGCCAAUUACGCAAUAGCAUAUCGAAGACGCUAAGAACUGUUAACGGGCCUGUAAAAAAUAGUGCCGCCUUAAGUGGCUCGUUCACGCCAAAUACAGGUGCGCUGUAUUCUGUUAUCAACGAUAAUUAGCUAUAUAAAUGCUUUACCUCCUGACUACUACUAGCUACUUCUUAUUCGACUAUUGAGUAACCGCUCUUGAAUAGUUAUCAACUGCCGCCUCACAAACGAAACACUACAAUUUGACUAGCGGCUAACGUUGACUUGCUCAACGACACGAACUUUUCAGAUACUCAAGAUAACAGUAUUCGAUUGUCUAUGUAUAAAUACCUUUACAUUGGCAAACAUCGGCAUACCAUACGAUUGGUGACAUGAACUAUGGCCAGCACUAUGUAUAAUAAUGACGAAAACUUGCUCUACGUUAAAAUUGCCAACUUUAAUAGACAAAUAUACGCGUAGCAGCAGCAGCAUCGGGAGGUAGGUUCAGGGGGACGAUUCUGAACGAAGUGAACGCGGGAAGGAGAAGGAUAGGUCGACGGGCUAUGCGGCUUUAGCUUCGGAUGCGUUUGUGUUCCAUUGUAUACAAGGAUACAUAGCACAGAAGAUAUAACAGCGUGUCGUUCAAGCCCGUUCCGAUCAUCAACGAAUAUAUAACAAACCAGCAUCCGAAUGGAGCAAGUCAAACACGUGUCACAUAGAGAAGGAAAAGGAUUUAACUAGCGAUCAUGUAGAAACAGUAACUGUGAUAAUAACAAUAGUGGUGAUACUCACCACUAUUUAAAAUAUAGCAGGGCGUAAGUUCUAAACUCGCAGAUACUAUCAUCCUUGUCCUUCGCCCAAGAUACAACUAAUACGAGUUAAGAUGGUCAGUUAGUUCCUGUUUCUCAUCAUCAGGCAUACCAUUAUUAUUAUUCUGUAAUGAUGUAUGCGUAUUUAAAAAUGACACUUACAUAACACCGACGAACGGACGCUUUAUGUACUGUGUUUUUGUAGAAAAACGAAAAACAAGCAUAAGCAGGAAAGCGAAACUAGGUAAUAAUCGAUCCGGAUGUCUGUAGACUGCAUGAAGAUCUGUAUGUUCUAAGAAAUUAGAUCAACGAAAGGACAAUUAUACAGUAUUCUUCCGAAGUAUGCUACAGACAAGAAAAGUAUACGAUUUUCAAUGUAAUGACUGAAAGAAGAUGAUUGUAACUGUCAUCUUUAUGACAAGUCCCUAUUGCGUACUCAUCUGAUUCACUAUGAACGUAGGAAGAGUUACGUAUUGGCAACAAGAUUCUGCUACAAGUACAUCAAAUGCCGAAUUCUGUAAAAGAAAAAAAAUACGCCAUUCCAAUUGUGUCCAUGUGUGAUAACAUCUAACGACAAAAAAGAACAUUUAUAUAUGCCAUUAAUGCCAACUAAUUCGCCCGGCUGUACCAACUGAAUCGCCAAAUGACAUCAAAUAGAGGUCAACAGCAACGAUCUCCGACCGGGCACAAUCCACAACAAGUUACCGAGCAAAAAAAAACCAGCAUAAACACUAUCGGUAAAAACAACCACUGGCAUAAUAACAACGACCAUCUAAUGUGCCAUACCCACUACCAAUUACUAUAUAAGAACUAUACGAUUAAACAGCAGUAGCAUGAAACAACAAAUAACUUAUACAAGCGAACAACAGCGACAGAUGUCAAAGUCAACCACGAACGAAGUCAGCCAGGACAGGGGCGUGUAUGUAUGUCUGUGUGUCAAUUAUUAAGAUAAAUGUCAGUAACUUAAAUGUCUCCCAAAAACGUCACGUACCACAAGUACCUACAUACAUGCACUUUGUAUAGUUCUGGCUCAGCGACUUCUUUCUCGGAUCAAACGUUACUAUGAUUAGUAACAUCUGAUCAAGCUGUUUUAAUCCAUAUGUGUCAAAAUAACUGACAACAACACGCAGAAGCAACAGCAGCAGCAAAUACAGAACAACACAAUCGCAAGCAGGAAAUGAAAAUUGACUUUGAGAUUAAGUUACGAUUAAAUAGUACCGAGCCAAAAAAAAAAAAGCAAAUGAAGUACUCUAUUAUAUUGCGCAGCUCAGGUUAAUCUUAUGCUAAGAUUGCUAUCCAUUCAGUAGCAGCAAAGUGAGCCAAAUAGAAUCAAUGGGAUCGUGCAAAUGGUCCGCAGGAUCUCAAUACAAACGAGAUGCGAAUAUACGAAGAUGUGUAUAUCGAUUGUUCUUAGCGCAAUGGCGGCUUACAAGCCAAUAGCUAUUCAAUUUCAUAGGUAACUUCAAUCCCUCAAGUGGGCCUCAUUCUGGAUCAGCAACGAAAUUGGCUAAAGCUAUAACCGAUUCGAAUAGCAAAGUAAGAUGGUUGUUCUCACAUCUCCAUAUGUCGGAUAUUCUGCCCCUAAUUGACUGGCUUUUUUGAAAAAGUAAAUUAACACGGUUUCAUAGAUGGCAGAGCUUCCUAAAAAGCAACUCCCUCAGCGUUAGAGCGGUCGCUGUUUCCUCUAGUUAUCAAAGAAAGAAAUCUAUUACUAAUAGUCAGCAGUGGAAGGAAGCGGCACGCGUCCGGAGUUAGGUUGCGAUGAGCUCUCAGGCUUAAAUAUCGUCACAGAUUUAAUGGCUUGCCAACCUGGUGACGUCAACCUUGCGUUACCAUAAGCCACGUGGUUACUAAGGGUGCUUUUAUGCCGACUCGCGCCAAAAAUCAGCGUAGCGGGCUCAUAGCCUAAAUAACAGAGUAGGCUUAACGUAACCAGCACUAACAGCUCAAAUCCCGCCGCUUGUGCCUUCCAUCUGCUCCACUGCAACGACAUAGCCCUGCAAAAAGAAACAUUGUUUAAGCCUUCACUAAGGGGCUGGAUUAGUCAGAGACAAGCAAGUACUGUGAAGGUCGACCGCCUGACGGAAGAGGGGGCCCCUGUCGCCUAGACGACCACCAAACUGUCCGCUGUGACACGAACAUCGGAAUAAUGCGACUACAGCUUUGCGAACUGUUCCAUCUGUGUCGCUCUGCGUUUUCGUAUAUGGUGGUAACAAAUGGGAUCGACAAGGACCCGCUAUCGUAGAAUAGAUGCCCGUACUUAGCUUUCCUAGCCAGACAGGUCAGAGUCCUUCGUCUCAUGGGAAUGUAUCGCUAUUACAUCGAGACGAUAGCUGUUGGAUAGGUUACCCAAUAAAAGAGUUAAAGCUCAAUCAACACUAUGCCAAUGACGGUCUGAGAGGAACACGAACACCAGUUACCAGAGCACGCGUACUUAAACAACAACAAUGUACAGGAACAACAAUGUCUGGAACAACGAGCUCCACUCGCUGUAAAGUCAAUUAACAAGUUGAACAUUCGAGAUCACUGAUUAGCUACGAAGAACUACAAUGUCGAAAAGCAUAUCUCGAUCAUCUGAUGGUCGGGAUUCAACGGAUAACCAUAGUUAUGGUAUAGUAGACACCCACAAGGUGAAGGCUUACGUUGAAGCAAAUGAUGACAGUCGUCGUCCGUCAAGCAGGUGGCUGGAAUCGUUUGCAAACAUCGAUGUGAGUUAGGACGAGAAGCGUUGCCUAAUUGCUAAAGACAGCAAUAGUUGGACAAUAUGAAAGCCUGCCUCUACCAAGGGUUAACGAAAACACAAUCGCAAGCCUCAACAAAUUCCGGAACAAACAAAUACGAAUCUCAAAUUCCUUUCCAACUUAAAGCCCGAGUAAAAGGCAUAGAUAAUAUUACACGAUGACGAUGAUGAUGAUAAUGAUGAGAAAAGUAUCGACAGAGUGUACCGUCCGAUCCCUGCGCCCUCUGGCUGGGCCAAUGGUCGGAUUCUUGACACGCCUCUUCUUCCCUCUGUGUUUGGCAUUAAUACCACACCCAAGUAACAGCCACACCAACCACCAUUAACCAGACAACAUCAGCAACAGUAUUUGCAAUAACAACAACAAUAACAAAUUGUUGCAACUUAUUAUGAGUGCAUCGUAACAACAGGACAAAUAAGAAUGGAUAACACUGGCUGUUCUAACAACUACGACGACGUAGACGUUAACGACGAUGCGCCAGUCGAACUGCUCGGCCCCUUUCGUCUAUCGGGAGCCAGUGGGAGACAUGCCGCAUCGUCAAAAAAUCAUUACACAGAUAAGAAAAAAAAAAAA